Molecule: messenger RNA, 837 nt
Organism: Plasmodium gonderi
Lineage: Eukaryota; Apicomplexa; Aconoidasida; Haemosporida; Plasmodiidae
Exons: 1
Coding region: 1-837 (278 amino acids)
Source: RefSeq, a predicted model, not a curated record
AUGGUGAAGAUUGGUAAGAAACUUAAAGGGUUCGAUGAGGGAAUGCACAGAGUGGACACAUAUAUUGGUGAAGAAUCAGAUGGAGUGGAAAAAAAUAAAAUAAAAAACAAAUCAGAAAAAGGAAUAGACCAAGGGCUCAUCAUAACCCCUCACCUUCAGAAAAAUAUUGGCUAUAAUUCGGACAUAGAAUCGAUAGAAGAAGAGAAGAACCAUCCUUUCCUCCUCCUCCAUGAAGUAAUAGAAAAUGAUAGAGACAAAAAUGCACACCAAGAAGACAUAAAUUUUUAUGUCGAACGCAAUUGUGCUUCUACCCUUUUAACAUUCCUUUUAUACAAAAUUUUAAUAACAAAACCGAAUAAUAUUAUCGAAUUUAUUGUGAAUGAACUAGGCAUUCUUUUCAAUUACCACAUAGGAGAAGGGGAAAAGAUGAAAAAAAAAAAAAAAAAAGACAUUUUUACUGGAAUAUGCUCUUCUAAUAUGGAGGAACCAUGCAAAGAAAAUGAAACGGAUACCAAAUUAAAUACUUUAAAUGAAAACGAUUUCUCCUCCAUAGUAUAUAAACCACUGAACUUAAUAAACCAUGCAACAUUUUUAGGGAAUAAUUUCCUCACCCUGAGCGAUUUAUUUAAUGUCUUAAAACUCAUUAAAAUAGAAAAUUCUGAUAAAAUUUAUUUUAAUAGCUUAUUAAAAAUUUUGCGUCAUUUUGAAAAUCCACAGAAUAAGGAUAUUCUCAUGAAAGAAAAUGUGCACCCCAACGAACCUAUUCCACUCAGUUGGGCCCUCGACCUCACCACCACAUUUUACAAUAAUUAUUUUAAAGAUACGUCUGAUGCAUAA